GACCACAAAGGGACGGAGGAUGGAAGCAGCAGGCGGCGGUGUGAUGACAAACUAAAGCAUCAGCUGAUCAUCCGUAACAAAGAGGAAUCAUCUUCUACCUGCCUCCCUCAUGCUAAUAAAGAAAAGGCAAUGGAACAGUCCACUGAUGAAGCUUCCAGGAAGGAGGAGCAAGAAUACACAGCCAGUACAGAGGAGAAGCAGCCUUCCAGUUUGCUCUCAGAUCAAGCUCUUCCAGACUCGCCCCCUCCCAGUCCUCUCUGCCAGUCUGCACCCUUACUGCAGCGCCAAGACUCUGGGCCUCAAGGCAUCAAGGGAAUCCUGAAGAAAAGCCGCUCCACCAGUGUGGAGUCGGACCACAGCGACGGCUCUAUGCCUGUGCGCUUGCCUUCCCGUCAAACCAGCAUUACCUUGAGCCACCCUGAGAGUGAAGACGAGGAAGAGGAAGAGAUGGAGGAAGAAGUCAGCAGGGAAAGUGACAUAGACGAUGAGUCCUUACACAAUGACACCAUAGAUGGUGGGAGUUUCAGCACGGGCAGAGGACAGAGGCACAGCAGCAGCAGCAGCAGCAGUGGGAGUUUUGAGGAGAUGCUAAGUCCUUCGCCUGACGAGAGCUUGGAGAACACCUCAACAAUGUCCGAGGAUGUUGAUGAACUGGAGAGCAGUCUGGACCAGAGUCUGAACUCAUCACUUAAACAAAGAAUAGCUUUGUUGACGCGCGGGGAAAACGAAAAGAAAGACGGACUUAAGAAGCCAAAAUCAACCGAGCAGAACCAGACUUCGCUGGCCGAUCGCUUCAAUCAGCUCCAAGAUUCUGAAAACGCCUGGAAGAAAAAGAAGUCCAACAUCGAUCCGAGUCCAAAGAAGAAGCUGUUGGAGAGGAUGAAGAGCCUGCAGGAUAAGGAGGAGCAGUGGAAGAGUAAAGGCAAAGGAGCAGCCAACGACUCGGUCCAGUUCACCGUGGCUGGACGAAUGGCCAAGAGAGGUCUCGUCUCAACUACAGCGAAGGAAGAGUCGCCUAUUGCCUGUUUGAAGAAGUCUAACGCCACACCUGUGAAACCUCAUGAGGGAAUCUCCAGCAGAAGUGACGUCAAAGUGGAAGGAGAUAAACGUCUCGACAAGCUGGAGUCCUUCUUAGACAAACUUCACAGUAAAGGCAUGUGCAACAACAAGACCUCUACAAUCGAGGUGACGGCCGAGUUGGAAAAGGAAGUGAUGAAGCCGGAUGAUGAGGAGACGUUUGCUAACUUCUACAGAUCCGUCUCCCCUUCUAAACUCCUGGAGUCCAGUAUGGUUUUAACUGAGGAGGACCUCAGUCAACUGGAGGCCGACACACCAAAGCUUACCUCUGCUGUAGCAGAGCACAAGCGAGCGGUGCGACCAGCCAGAAGGAACCAGGGCUCCCGGAACCCUCUGCGGGCUCUUGCUGCUCGAAAUGACAUCCGUCAAGGUUACACCGAACAGAGGCUCAAUGUGGCCUCAGUGGAGACCAAGAGGAUCCAAGUGGAGAGGAUGGCCAAACAUUCCAACUUGGCUGACGUGGCCUUGGCAGGACUCGCCAGCAAGGAGAACUUUCGCAAGGUCAACCUGCGCAGUGUGAAGUCCACAGAUGUUGUGACCAACAACAGUGCGCUGCCUUUUAAUAAACUCAUGCUGAUUCGCAUUAAAGGUCGUAGACACGUCCAGGUGCGCUUGGUGGAGCCGACUGCUCGCUCCCUGAACAGCGGCGACUGUUUUCUCCUCUUGACGCCGAAGCACUGCUUCAUGUGGAGCGGAGAGUUUGCCAACGUCAUAGAAAAAGCAAAGGCGUCGGAGAUGGCAUCGUUCGUUCAGGCCAAGAGAGACCUUGGCUGUAAGGCUCUUCAGGUGACCGUGCUGGAGGAGGGCAUCAACGCCGAGAGCAGAUGGGCCAAAGAGUUCUGGAGCCUGCUCGGAGGAAAGGCCAAAUACAGAGGGGCGGGCGAGCCAGAGGAGGAUGAGCUGUAUGAGAGUGGGGUCCUGGACUCUAAUGGGGUGUUCAGACUUGAGGGGGACAAGCUGGUACCCCAUGAAGAUGCCUGGGCCUCCAUCCCCAGCGUGUCUUUGCUUAAUUCUAAAGAGGUUUUAGUGUUUGACUUUGGCAGCGAAGUGUACGUAUGGCACGGGAAAGACGUGCCCUUGGGAGACAGAAAAGUUGCUGUCAAACUAGGAAAACAGCUCUACAGUGGCAGCUACGACUACAGCAGCUGCAGGAUCAACCCUUUAGACGCCUCCUGCACAAACACAGAAGUGCCGCAACAGGGGGAGGGACGCCCCAGCUGGACUUUGUUUGGCCGACUGUCCGAGCACAAUGAGACGUCCUUGUUCAGAGAAAAGUUCCUGGACUGGGCCGAGAGGAAGAAAGAGGAAACUGCUCAAAUAGAGGAAAUCAAGAGCCCAGACUGCUCCACCCCACGCUCCCCUUUUGACUUGGACCUGCAGCCGUGUGAUGCCAAAGCUCUGUUGGACAACGAACCAAACCCAGUGAAGACUGUCCUGGAGGGGGUGGAUGUCCAGCGGGGUUACGGCUUCGUGAGGACUGAGGACGGCAGGCAGGCAGAAAUGUCCACGGUAGCUGUGGAAGCCUGGCACAUUAAAGAGCAUGGAGAAGAGGAACUGCCUGAGGAAAGCCUCGGCCAGCUGCACGAGGGCGACGCCUACAUCAUCCGCUGGAAAUACUCCAUCACUACGCUUGUUGGGAAGCGGCAGAAACCCGGAGAGCUGAGCGCUGGAGCUCCUGGACGAGAGAGGACGGCUUGUUUCUUCUGGCAGGGCCAUCAGUCCAGCGCCAGCGAGAAAGGAACCUCGGCUCUGAUGACCGUGGAGCUCGGCAGCCACCGGGGCUCACAAAUGUUGGUGAGUCAAGGAAAAGAGCCCCCGUGUUUCCUGCAGCUCUUUCAGGGAGGCUUGGUCAUCCAUAAGGGCAGCAGAGAGGACACUUCCAACAACACAGGCAGCUGGAGGUUGUUCUGUGCUCGCGGUGAAGUCGAGGUGGAGGCCUCGCUGCUGGAGGUGGUGUGCCAGCGGGCCAGUCUGCGUUCUCGUGCCAGUUUGGUGCUGCUGAACCCUCAGAAAGGCCGUCUCUACCUGUGGCACGGAUGUAAAGCACAAGCAGGUGCCAGGCUGGUGGCUAAAAGAGCAGUGGAUAAACUAACACGGAGGUGCCCUUCAGAGUUGGGACUGAAAAGCACUAGCAAGUUGAAAACUGAGGUGGUGGAGGAAGGGUCAGAACCUGCAGAGUUCGAACAGGCGUUAGGGCCGCUGGACAAGAAGGCUUAUGAUUGUAUGCUGCAAGAUCCAGGGAAGUACAACUACACGCCCCGACUGUUCCGGCUGAGUGCCAGCUCUGGCAUUUUUGGAUGGGAGGAGCAGCUGUUCUCUGCCAGGGUGACGGAGGAAGUGAUGGCGAUGCCGUUCCUGCAGGAGAGCCUCUACUCCGCUCAGCAGCCAGCCUUGUUCCUGCUGGACAACCGCAUGGAGGUGUAUCUGUGGCAGGGCUGGCAGCCUGAAGACGCGCAGAGCACCGGAUCUGCAAAGAUACGCUGGGACAACGAGAGGAAGUGCGCCAUGGAGACCGUGCUGCAGUACUGCAAAGAGAAGAAUCCUCGGCGCCCCCCUCUGGCCUAUCUGGUCCUCGCAGGCUUCGAGCCCCUCACCUUCACAAACAUCUUCCCGUACUGGCAGAAGGACACCAGUGUCCCUUCAAAGGCUGCCAGCUCCAAAAACAAGGUGGUCCUGGUGAAAGACGCCCUGUCCAAACUCAGUAAGCAGCAGUACUCCAUCGAGGAGCUGACCAGGAAGCCUCUGCCGGAGGGGGUGGACCCUCUACGCCUGGAGGACUACCUGUCUGAUGAGGACUUCAAGACGCUUUUUGAGAUGAGUCGAGUUGAAUUCAACGCCCUGCCCAACUGGAAGCAGCAGAAUCUGAAGAAGAGCAAGGGUUUGUUUUAAAAAGAAGAACCGUCAUAUU
Nematolebias whitei (Rio pearlfish) is the source of this 3985-nucleotide messenger RNA. It is a transcript of the gene svild, whose product is annotated as supervillin d. The record is from RefSeq and is a predicted model, not a curated record. Gene Ontology annotation, cellular component: actin cytoskeleton; cytoplasm. Gene Ontology annotation, molecular function: actin filament binding; phosphatidylinositol-4,5-bisphosphate binding. Lineage: Eukaryota; Metazoa; Chordata; Actinopteri; Cyprinodontiformes; Rivulidae. Gene Ontology annotation, biological process: barbed-end actin filament capping; cytoskeleton organization; actin polymerization or depolymerization.